Messenger RNA from Sciurus carolinensis (gray squirrel), 3187 nucleotides. It is a transcript of the gene Mss51, whose product is annotated as MSS51 mitochondrial translational activator. The record is from RefSeq and is a predicted model, not a curated record. NCBI's taxonomy places the organism in Eukaryota, Metazoa, Chordata, Mammalia, Rodentia, Sciuridae. The transcript is spliced from 8 exons. The coding region runs from base 138 to 1490 and encodes 450 amino acids.
GAGAGAAGGAAGGAAACCUAGGGCUUAGCAGGUGUCAUCCCUUUUGUCUACUCAGACCUGUGGAAGGCAUAGGAGAAAACAAGGCAGGAAAAGGAUUUCAGAGAUUCAGCUAAGUAUUCCCAGGUAUUGGACACACCAUGGCUCCACGCUUGCGGCGACGGAGGCACAAGAAAUCCCCAUCAGUGGCUCCCAUGGUUGUGACCCCACCCACAGUUGUGACUCCUCUGCCUCUGACCCUCUCAAAACCUGGCCCUAGCAUUGAUGCACAUGGCUUCUUCUCCUUGGACAGAAACGUUCCUGGUCUAUCCCAGCUUAUCCUUCAAAAGCUGAACAUGAAAAGUUAUGAAGAAUACAAGUUGGUGAUAGAUGGGGGUACCCCUGUAUCAGGCUUUGGAUUUCGAUGCCCUCAAGAAAUGUUCCAGAGGAUGGAGGACACAUUCCGAUUCUGUGCUCACUGUAGAGCACUCCCUAGUGAACUUUCAGAUUCCAAAGUCCUUCGGCACUGUAAGAGGUGCAGAAAUGUCUAUUACUGUGACCCAGAGUGCCAGAGGUCAGAUUGGCCAGUACACAGGAAGGUUUGUCAAGAACUUCGUCUUGUGGCUGUGGAUCGUCUCAUGGAAUGGCUUCUGGUCACAGGUGAUUUUGUCCUACCCUCAGGAUCUUGGCCAUGGUCGGCUGAAGUUGUACAGGACUGGGAUACCUGGUUUUCUAUGAGGGGAUUGCAGCUAGAUACUACACUGAAUGCUAUGCUAGGCAGUCAUGCUAUGACCUCCUUAUGGGCCAGCGUAGGAAGGCCAAGGCCAGACCCAGAUGACCUGCAGGGCUCUUUGAGGAGACUCCUGACAGAUGUUCUGUCAAGGCCUUUGACUCUUGGCCUAGGGUUUAGGGCCCUAGGGAUAGAUGUUCGGAAGACUGGAGGAAGCACAGUGCAUGUGGUUGGUGCUUCCCAUGUGGAGACAUUUCUCACUCAUUCUGGGGACUAUGAUGAGCUUGGCUAUAUGUUUCCUGGACACCUUGGCCUCCAUGUGAUCAUGGUGGGUGUAGAUGUAUCUGCUGACUUUUUACACGGCACCUCAGCUUCACCUCUGGAACCUGGCACAAUUCAGCUUAGUGGCCAUAGGAGCCUCUAUCAUGACUUCUGGGAAGAGCAGGUAGAGACUGGGAAGCUAUCCUAUCCAGAUAUGGUGGCAGCAUUCCAUCCAGGUUUUCAUGCCUCCCUGAACUUGAUGGAAGCUUGGCUGCCUACUCUGCUGCUACUUCGUGACUAUAAGAUCCCUACAUUGAUUACUGUUUACAGCCGUCAGGAAUUGGCAGCCUCUUUGCAGAUUUUGGUGAACCUUGAUAUACACAUCACUGCAUAUGGAGCUAACCCUUUCGCAUCCCUCAAACCAGAACAGGUCUAUUGCAACCCCAACAAGCAACCAGUAUACUGCAGUGCCUACUACAUCAUGUUUCUUGGAAGCUCCUGCCAGCUAGAUACAGACAAUUAGAAGACAAAGUGGAUGGUGUGGUUUAAAUAGCUGAACCAAAUCUUAACUGAAUAUCUGGAAAGUAGGGCAGUUAUAAUGAAAUUACCUCAAUGAUGCCAGAUUGUUGCCAACUUUGAAACAUACUGUAUCCUAAGCCCCAUUUAUUAUCCGGGUAAAGAUUCUAGACUGAAUGAGAGCUCCACUAUGAUAUGACUCAUUUCUGAAAGUUUAGACAUAAUACCUUGUAAAGAUUGGUUUCUAGAUUUAGUGGGUGGCACGAGGCCCAGGUGUCAGUCUUUCCAGAGUCUAGAGUUCUUAACUAGAGAGAAAAUUGUACCUUUUUGUGGGAACCAGAUGGCCCUGAAGAGAAGAAUGAGAACUACCUAUUCUUCUGAAAAAACUUUCUUAUCUAAGAGUUUGGGCUACAAAAUGGAGAUGUCAAUGACUUGAAAGUCAGAGAAGAAUGGAAAAGUCAGAGAAAUUGUUGGUAACAUGGGGUACAUUUAAGGAUUGGUAUACUGUCUUAUUUCUUGUUUUUUGGUUUUUUUUUUUUCCAUCUAGAGGAUUGUUUCAUUUUCCUGUUGUCUUUUGGGGAAUUCUGACACUAGAGUGACCCUCUUGUUGUUUUCUAGAUAUCUUGGACAUAUCAAUCUUUACCUGAAUAUAUUGGAGUUGUAUCCCUUUCUCACAAUUAACUUAAUUUGGGACUUUUUAAAAAAAAUGACAUGGGGUCCCUCUGUGUGAUCAAAGUUAACUGAACUCCCAGGCUCAAAUAAUCCUCUUGCCUCAGCCUCCCAAGUAUCUGGAGCUGGAGCUAUACACAGUCAUCACCACACCUAGCUUCCUAAAUCACUUGUUUUCUUCUUUUUUAUUUUAUUUUUUGUGUGUGUGUUGGUGGGGAGGAGGGAUACUGGGGAUUGAACUCAGGGACACUCAACCACUGAGUCACAUCCCCAGCCCUAUUUUGUAUUUUAUUUAGAGACAGGGUCUCACUGAGUUAUUUAGUGCCUCACUUUUGCUGAGGCUGGCUAUGAACUGAGCCAAGGCCCUGGGAUUACAGGUGUGUGCCACCACACGGGCUGUUUUCCUGUUUCCUAUUUCCUGUCAGGUAUUACUCAUCUGCAUACAACACUUCAAGAUUAGAAGUUUCUCUCUUGCCAAGGAGUGAUUAGCAUCAAACUGUUUAGACCUACCACUCUACCACACACUUGUCUAUUGUUAUCCUUCUUUUACUACCCUCUCAGGAUUAGGAAAUUCCCUAGGUAUUCAUUUCUAAAAUCUUGCCAUGAGCUUCAUACACACAUAAAACCUGUCAGUUCAACACACACGCACAUAUAUACUCUCAUUGCCCACUUGUAUGGGGUAAUUUUAGAAUUCAUUUAUUCAUUCAAAACAUGUAGUACCUACUUUGUGAAAGAUAUAGUAUUAUUCUUUUUGGAAAAUAUAAAGGUGAAUGAAACAUGGUCCUUAUUGUUGACCUAGGAAGAGAAAUAAAUUGUAUACAGAUAUAUCUUUAUUGCAGAGUAUAACAUGCAAAGACACAUGCGAGAGGCUGCUAAGGAAAUAGAGUGGAAAGAGAUCACUUUGCUAAAUGGUACUUAAGAUAUUGUCAAUUAAAAUGUUAUAAAAUUGAUGGCAGGGUGUUCUAGUCAGCUUUUUUGCUUCUGUGACUAAAAGACCUGACGAGAACAAUUGUAGGGGAGGAAUAGUUUAUUUGG